Molecule: messenger RNA, 1692 nt
Organism: Lotus japonicus
Lineage: Eukaryota; Viridiplantae; Streptophyta; Magnoliopsida; Fabales; Fabaceae
Product: 3-ketoacyl-CoA synthase 6-like
Exons: 1
Coding region: 106-1596 (496 amino acids)
Biological process (GO): fatty acid biosynthetic process
Cellular component (GO): membrane
Molecular function (GO): acyltransferase activity, transferring groups other than amino-acyl groups
Source: RefSeq, a predicted model, not a curated record
UUUAAAACCUCACCUCCCACCUUCACACUUAUUAUUACCAUAAAAAAUCAAUCAUCAAAUUCUACUGCACCUCUUCUCCUUCCUAAGAUCAAGAUCAUCAUCAUCAUGCCUCCUAUGUUGCCUGAUUUCUCAAACUCAGUGAAGCUCAAGUAUGUCAAACUUGGGUACCAAUACCUAGUGAACCAUAUCCUAACCCUCACUCUCAUACCCCUCAUGGGUGGCAUCUUCAUAGAAGUGCUACGUUUAGGCCCUGAUGAGAUUCUCAAUCUCUUGAGUUCCCUUCACUUUGAUCUUGUCCAAAUCAUUUGCUGUUCUUUCCUCAUCAUAUUCAUAGCCACUCUCUACUUCAUGUCAAAGCCACGAGCAAUCUACCUUGUAGAUUAUGCCUGCUUCAAGCCACCGGUCACAUGCCGUGUCCCUUUUGCUACUUUCAUGGAACACUCAAGGCUCAUCCUCAAGAACAAUCCCAAGAGCGUGGAGUUCCAAAUGAGGAUUCUGGAGAAAUCAGGCCUUGGAGAAGAAACUUGUUUACCUUCUGCAAUCCACUACAUCCCACCCAAUCCAACCAUGGAAGCUGCAAGAGAUGAAGCUGAACUUGUUAUCUUCUCUGCCAUGGAUUCUCUGUUCAAGAAAACAGGUCUUAAGCCUAAGGACAUAGACAUUCUCAUAGUGAAUUGCAGCCUUUUCUCUCCAACCCCUUCUCUGUCUGCUAUGGUGGUCAACAAGUACAAGCUCAGGAGCAACAUCAAGAGCUUCAACCUCUCCGGAAUGGGCUGCAGCGCGGGGCUAAUCUCGAUCGAUUUAGCGCGUGAUCUUCUCCAGCUCCAUCCGAAUUCAAAUGCUGUGGUUGUGAGUACGGAGAUCAUCACCCCAAACUAUUACCAAGGCAAUGAGAGAGCUAUGCUUCUUCCAAAUUGCUUAUUCAGAAUGGGGGGUGCGGCUAUCCUUUUGACAAACCGAAAGAGUGCAAAAACAAGAGCAAAGUACAGAUUAGUCCAUGUGGUUCGAACUCACAAAGGCUCUGAUGACAAAGCCUACCGUUGCGUGUAUGAAGAGGAAGACAAAGAAGGGAAAGUGGGGAUUUCACUCUCUAAGGAUCUCAUGGCCAUAGCAGGUGAAGCAUUGAAAUCCAACAUCACCACCAUUGGACCUAUUGUUCUUCCAGCUUCUGAGCAAUUAAUCUUCCUUGUAACCCUGAUUGGAAGGAAAAUCUUCAACCCCAAAUGGAAACCCUACAUCCCUGACUUCAAGCAAGCCUUUGAGCACUUUUGCAUCCACGCCGGUGGACGUGCUGUGAUCGAUGAGCUGCAGAAGAAUCUGCAGCUCUCGGCCGAGCAUGUUGAGGCAUCAAGGAUGACGCUGCACCGGUUCGGUAACACCUCUUCUUCUUCACUAUGGUAUGAGCUGAACUACAUUGAAUCAAAAGGGAGAAUGAAGAGAGGAGACAGAAUUUGGCAGAUAGGAUUUGGCAGCGGUUUUAAAUGCAACAGUGCAGUGUGGAAGUGUAAUAGGAGCAUUAAGACCCCUGUUGAUGGACCUUGGGAAGAUUGCAUUGAUCGCUAUCCAGUUCAUAUUCCUGAGAUUGUUAAUCUCUAGUCCCUGCAGCAACAAGAGCACAUGAUUGAUUGCAUUGUUCAUUGGUAGCUGCAUUGCUUUGAUUUCAGUUAUUUGUUAAUAAAACAAAGUUGAGUA